Messenger RNA from Leucoraja erinaceus (little skate), 2485 nucleotides. Its product is annotated as zinc finger protein 551-like. NCBI's taxonomy places the organism in Eukaryota, Metazoa, Chordata, Chondrichthyes, Rajiformes, Rajidae. Bases 515 to 1489 code for a protein of 324 amino acids. Gene Ontology annotation, cellular component: nucleus. Gene Ontology annotation, molecular function: DNA-binding transcription activator activity, RNA polymerase II-specific; RNA polymerase II cis-regulatory region sequence-specific DNA binding. The transcript is spliced from 2 exons. The record is from RefSeq and is a predicted model, not a curated record. Gene Ontology annotation, biological process: regulation of transcription by RNA polymerase II.
GCCGCCACUCGGCCCGCGUCCUUUUCCCACCCCUUCCUCGCUUCCCGAGGGCGACCCGAGGCGAGCGGGGCGAGGGAAAGUCAAGUCGGGACGCCCUCUGGUCCUCCGACUGUGGCUCCGACCUGGCGUCGGGAGGCCGCGGCGCAACGUUUCUCGUUUCUCUGCCUGCAGCGACCCCUGUCUAUUGAAGGGCUCGGUGCAGCGCCUCUAGUCCUCCCAAGUCCAGCGCCCUCUUGGCGUCGGGAGGCCACUGUGCAGCGUCGCUGGUCCAGCGACUGUAGCGCCCCCUGGCGGCGGCGGAAGGCCACGUUCCCCACAGACGCUGUUCGACCUGCUGCGUUAUUCCAGCACUCUGACCUUCUUUCCAAAGAUCCUAUAGCAGAAGGUUUAGGAGCCGUUGCUGUGGACAGAGAGACGGGGACGUGAGCGGCCAUAGGGCGCCGGCCGGUGAGACCCAGCAUAUGCUCAAUGUGCGGGCUGAGCUUCGAGGGUCCAAGCUUCGGUGGAGGACCACAUGACGGGGCACAAUAAAGAGAAGCGUUAUGAGUGCGACGUGUGUGGCAAGACCUGGCAGUACCCGAGCCGGCUGGAGACCCACCGGCGGGUUCACACGGGUGAACGCCCCUUCGACUGCUAUGACUGUGGCAAGGAAUUCAAGGGGGCGCAGGAGCUGAAGAUGCACCGGCGGGUGCACACGGGCGAGAAGCCCUAUGGCUGCUCCACCUGCGGCAAGACCUUUGCCUGGUUGACGGGGCUACAACGGCACCGGCUGGUGCACAGCAGUGAGCGGCCCUUCACCUGCUCCGACUGCGGCAAAGGCUUCAAGUCGUCCACGAUCCUGAAGGUGCACAGGCGGCUGCACACCGGGGAGCGGCCCUAUACCUGCAGGGACUGCGGCAAAGGUUUCACCUGCUCCAACAGCCUGCUGGAGCACCAGGGCACCCACACUGGCCAGCGCCCCUACACCUGCACCCAGUGUGGCAAGGGCUUCACCCACUUCUCCAAGCUGCUGUCCCACCAGCAGGUGCACUCCGGCAAGAGGCCCUUUGGCUGCUCCGACUGUGGCAUGGACUUCAAAAGGGCACAAGAGCUGAAGAUCCACCGGCGGAUGCACACGGGCGAGAAGCCCUAUCGCUGCUCCAUCUGCGACAAGAGAUUUGCCUGGUUGUCGGGGCUACGACGGCACCGGCGGGUGCACAGCAGUGAGCGGCCCUUCACCUGCUCCGACUGCGGCAAAGGCUUCAAGUCGUCCACGAACCUGACGGUGCAUAGGCGUCUGCACACCGGAGAGCGGCCCUACACCUGUUGCGACUGCGGCAAGGGCUUCACCCGCUCUGACAGCAUGCUGGAGCACCAGCGCACCCACACCAGCGAGCGCCCCUACACCUGCGCCCAGUGCGGCAAGGGCUUCUCCAACUCCUCCAACCUGCUGUUCCACCAGCGUGUACACGCCGGCGACCAUCCCGUCCCUAGCCCGUUGUGUGUUUAGCGCUUUGCCAUGGCCUCCCACGCCCUGUCUCACCAGCGCGUGCACACCAGUGGCCAGCCCUGCGACCGCCCGUACUGCGGUGAGGCUUUUGACAGCUCGCGGGGGUUGUGGCAUCUCCGGUGAGCCCAUGCUGGUGAGCAGCUGCUCCCACUGCGGCAAGUGUUUCAAGAGCGCACGGGGGCUGCGGGAGCACCAGCGGAUUUACACACCGGAGAUAGAGCCUUUAUGUGCGCUGAGUGUGGCAAGGGUUUCACCCACAUGUCCAGUCUGUGGCAGCACCAGCGUACCCACAGCGGUGAGCGCCCCUUCACCUGCCCGCUCUUUGGCAAGGCCUUUGCCCGCUCCUCCAGCCUACUGGCACACCGCCACGUGGAUAGGCACUGUUUAAGUAGACAUAAAAUGCUGGAAGGAAUGGGUAAUGUUUCAGAUCGAGACCCUCUUCAGUCUCGACCAGAAAUGUCGCCCAUUCCUGCAAUGCUGAGUUACUCCAGCACACUGUGAAAUGUCACCUAUCCGUGUUCUCCACAGAUGGUGCCAGACCUGCCGAGUUACUGCAGCAUUUCGUGUUAUAGUGUGCAAACAGGCCCUUCAGCCCACUUGCCCACACCGUCCAGUAUGUCCAAGCUACAAUAGUCCCACUUGCCUGCGUUUGGUCCAUAUCCCUCCAAACCUGUCCUAUCCAUGUCCCUGUCUUAAUUGUUUCUUAAAUGUUGGGAUAGUCCCAGGCUCAACAUCUGGCAGCUUGUUCCAUACACCCACCACCCUUAAUGCCCCUCAGAUUCCCCUCCACCUUGAACCCAUGACCUCUGGUUCUCGAUUCCCCCACUCUGGGCAAGAGGUUGUAAUUGUAAUUGUAAUUGUAAAUCUUUAUUGUCAUUUCCUGAGUAUUCGCAUACUCAGAGGAAACAAAAAAAACGUUUCUCAACCAGUGUCCAUUCAGUUUUCAUUACAAAAUAAAUAGCAAUUAAAAUUAAAAUACAUGUCAUGAACAAUUUA